AUGGAAUAAACAUCAUUGGAUUUUAAGAUUGAUAUAUAGCCUAAGAGAAUAACAGAACAUGUAGAACCUGAUGUGGAUCUAACUGUAGACAAAUAUGAUUCAGUUUAUCAAAAUAACCAAUAGGAAGAAGAGAUAGAAGCAGCUAAUGUAAAUUAAGCAAUUAACAUAUUAGAAAGAUCUUUUAGUACAAUAGUAUGAUAUAACAGAAGCUGCUCAUCCUUUAAUUUGUAUUGCAGCAGUAGUACUAACAGGAUUACCAGGAUUGAGUUUUAUUAUUUUGUAGGAUAUGUCAAAUACAUAUCUGUUGGUUGGAUUAUUACAAUUAGUUCAAUUUAUUUUGAUGAAGAAUUAUUUUGGAUUAAAAUUGGUUGGAUUGUGUUGGUGGAUUGAAUUCAAUGCUAAAAAAUGGAAUGUUCAAACUUAAUCCUAAGAACAAUCGAAUAAAGUUGAUUAGUGUUUUUUUUGGGCUUGCCUUGUUUAUGGAACUAUUUUUUGGGCUAUCAUGUGUUUAGGAGAUUUAAUUGGAUUUAAAGCUAUUUGGGUAAUUUAUUAAUAGUAUUUUCAUAAGUUGCCAUUACCAAUUCUAUGCCUUUUUUUAUCUGCAACAAAUUUUCAUGGAUUCUAUAAGUGUAGAGGGGAUCAUAAGAAAAAAUUAUAGUAAUUGAAAAGGGAAAUGGCCAAGAGUGGUUUGAAUAUAGUGGGAAUGAUUAUGAAAUGAGAU
Paramecium primaurelia is the source of this 721-nucleotide messenger RNA. The record is from the annotation of a GenBank genome assembly. NCBI's taxonomy places the organism in Eukaryota, Ciliophora, Oligohymenophorea, Peniculida, Parameciidae.